ACAUGCAAAUAUUAUGGAGUGCAUGUUGCUUGAUCAAGCAAAGGACUCUGAAUUUCUAUGUAAUGUGCCACAGCCAUUCGGGGGAAUUCGUUGAGCUCUGUGAUAUUGGAAGUGGAAAACUGGAGGACAAAGACAGUGUGCCGCUGGCACAUGGAAUCAGCGUUUCCAUGGGAACCCUGAUUGUUUCCAUGGGAACGCGGAUCAUGCCAACUUUCAGCUGUCGGUCCUGUUGCGUGUUUUCUGUAUUGGUUGCCAGUCUUCGGAUUGUGGUUACCUUCCUGUUGGUUGCAUUGCUCGCCUUGACGCUUCACCUGAGUAUUCCUCAUCGGUUAUCCCUCUACACUGGAUCUGUUCUUCACACAACCACGAUGCACACAAACCUACGAACACACUAUCCUCCAGAGGAUUUCUCGUGGAUCAGCUCUUCACACUACCACGAUGCACACAAACCUACAAACACACUAUCCUCCAGAGGAUUCAUCGCGGAUCAGCGCUCCACACUACCACAACACACACAAGCCUACGAACACACUCUCCAUUUCCACGCUGCAGUUGGUGCUGGGUUUCCAUCACGCAUCGCCAGCUCUGCUGUGUUUGAUAUUUAAUAAAAUCUGUUAU
Messenger RNA from Myxocyprinus asiaticus (Chinese sucker), 618 nucleotides. RefSeq lists its product as uncharacterized. NCBI's taxonomy places the organism in Eukaryota, Metazoa, Chordata, Actinopteri, Cypriniformes, Catostomidae. The coding region runs from base 3 to 605 and encodes 200 amino acids. The record is from RefSeq and is a predicted model, not a curated record. The transcript has 3 exons.